AUGCGCAUGACCAUGCUCGGAGUGUUCCAGCGAGUGGAGGCGAGGCUCACCCGUGAGCUGACCGAGGAGGAGAAGGCGUCGGUGCGAACUGUGGUUGACGCUGCCGUCUUUGCUGCCCUGGUCAAGAGCGAGGGUCUCGACGAUGGCGACGAUGCCAUGCGCGGCCGCGCACGCCUCUCCGAGCACGGUGUGUGCGAGGUCGUCAUGAGCAUCCGCACAGAACUGCUCAAGGCAGAUACCACAGCUGAUCGCCAGAUCGAGCUCAUCCGCGCCCUCGCCCGCGAGCACAUCACCUUUAACGUGCUCAAGAAGACAAAGGUCGGCAAGACGCUCAACAAGCUCCGCAAGUCGUCCGACUCGCGCGUCGCACGCAUGGCCAAGGAGCUGAUCCUGGUCCUCAAGCGCCUCGUUGCCGACCGCUCAUCCUCCAGCUGA
Messenger RNA from Thecamonas trahens ATCC 50062, 435 nucleotides. RefSeq lists its product as uncharacterized. Lineage: Eukaryota; Apusomonadida; Apusomonadidae. The record is from RefSeq and is a predicted model, not a curated record. Bases 1 to 435 code for a protein of 144 amino acids. The transcript is spliced from 2 exons.